Messenger RNA from Alternaria atra, 3165 nucleotides. RefSeq lists its product as uncharacterized. Bases 1 to 3165 code for a protein of 1054 amino acids. Lineage: Eukaryota; Fungi; Ascomycota; Dothideomycetes; Pleosporales; Pleosporaceae. The transcript is spliced from 7 exons. The record is from RefSeq and is a predicted model, not a curated record.
AUGCCUUUCUUCAAGAAUGUCUUCCACUCCAAGGACAAGCAAAAGGGCGCCAAGACUGCCCCCGAGCCCGUCGCACCGCCAAAACCUCGCUGGGAGGAGUCAUGGACGCGCAAAGACGUCGCUCCAGACGAGAUCCAAGAGCUCAUCCACGUCUGCACACAAGAAAUGAAAACGAGGGCCCUAGACAUGCCCUUCAUGCUUCUCCCGUUCCGCCCCACCUCCGACACGAGUGCCUCGCGCAACUUCAUACGCAACUUCUUCAAAGCCGACUACGAGGGCACACGGCAAUACUCAGGCGAGGGAUUGGCACAGGAACUGCGUCUCACUGAGCCAUUGACGCUCUGCAGUAUCAUAAAAUGGUGCUGGAGCAGAUUACCCGGCGGCGUUGUCACCUGGGACGCGUAUGAGCUCUUCCGAAUCGGCGAGUCUGAUUCAAACUUCGCGCGCCACGCAUUCGAUACCUUCAUACCAAUUAGCGUCGACUCCGAAGCUCGCAAGCGCAUUAUAUUUGACUUCUUCGAUCUGUUAUCCUCUGUCGCGGCAAGAGGCAAGAGCAACGGUAUGGGUGGCAGGAAGCUCUCUCGUUUAGCGGGAUGGUGGGCAUUUGAGUUUGUCGAAGACGGCAAGGGCUUCGAUGGCGGCUAUCGUACAUGGGAGAAGGCCGCAGAUGCUGCCAGUCAUCUCUUCUUCGCCUACCUGCGAUCGCUGUCUCCAGACAUGAACGUAGUUGGUGGUAUCUCAGCUCUGCCCCGAUCCCUCCAAGCGUUACUGUCCCAGACCGAAUAUCCCCCGCAAACCCCGACACUCAUGCAAACGCGCACAACCAAGGUGGUCAUGAUUGUGGAUUCCGUUUCACCCACACCAUUCGCGUUACUGCGUCGCGCAAAGAACUUUGAAUACCGAGACGACGACAGAGCGCUGCAGCAGUUCUCCGCAUACGAAGACACCGUGAAGGCUCUGACUGAUGAGUGCCAGAGAGUACUCAAAUGCAUUGCAACUGCCAACCAGUCGACAGUGUCGACAGACCCAACAACACCAGACCCGUCAUGGUCUCGCUUCGAAGACUUUGGAUUUUCGGGGAUUAUGGACAGUUCCAGCAGUACAAACGGUACCUCAAUGGGUGGUAGCCCACGGGAAUUCUCCAGUCUUCGGUCAGGGCCUCACUCCAACAACACCGACUUGGGUCGCCCUACCACUCCUUCGUGGGCGGACUUUCUGUCCUCGGGCUUCGCUGACGAGAACAACCAAUCUCCCCCAACUACCCUGUUGAUGCCAAACCAGAAACUCCCACCUCUAGGAGAGAACCGUGUACACAGCUCUCAGUCGCAUGUACGAAACGGUCUCAACGAAGAUGACCUUGAGCCCGGCGAGCUGGCAAGCAUAACCAAGUUCGAACUCGACGAGACCUUCUGGUGGGUAUGGAUGAUCAGUUUGGCUUCCGAAGAGACUACCGACCGCAAAGCCGCUUUCGGAAGAUGUACAUUGAUUGAGACUCGCAUCCAAGGUGCAAAGUGGCUGGUCAUGGAAGAGCAGGUCAAGGGCGCAUCUCCUGGGCCUGAGGAAGGCGCUUACAUCGCAGAGAAGAAGUCCAAGUUUAGCUUCACAAAGCGUGGGCGACUUGGCCGCCGGAAAUCGACAGGCAAGAAGCCAACCCCGAAAGAACCAUACAACCGGACAACUACCAACACGCCGAUGAGCAAGACCAGUAUUGGUCCAGACCAGCAUGCGAGAAUUCAGGCUGCGGCCGCAAAACUAGCCAAGAACGAGCGGGACGAGAAGGACGCAAAGGAAUUCGCGCAACGCCGAGGACGUAACGACGAUACCACAUCAGUCAAAACAAACAGCGUGCUUACAUUACAACCGCAUCUGGUGAACGAGGCCGGUCCGGCCAUGCAGUGGGAUAAGAAGUUUGGCGAAGCAGCACUCGACAAGGACGCACUCCGCGCCCAGUACUUGGGAGAUGUCAGGGCCGGCAGAGGCUCAAAGAGCAAUCUCAUAACAUCUGCCAAUGGUCGCUCGUCGCCGCUGCCUCCCGAGGUGUCAAACCGAGAUCUUCCUGCGCUACCAAAGUCCGAGAGAGGCGAGUCACGCUCACCAGCUCGCAUUGACACCAAGCCGACGGAAGCUUCUGUGACUCCAGUACCGUGGCCAAAUGACUCACCCACUCAGACCCCGCUUCCUCAGCAGCAGUCGUUCCCUGUUCCAGUUACACAAGAACAGCCCACGCUAAUAGAGGAGACGCCCUUCGCAACGCCGCUGCCCAUCCCGGAUGAGAAGUCUGUCCAGUCAGGUACGACUCCGAACCAGCAUCCUGCGUUGAGAAAGGCAGUACCAGAACGCAAGCCAGUUAUGGCUCCUCAGCCCCAAACCCGCGUCAGUGAGGAUCAUGGUGCCGCACCUGGGAAGAAGGUCUCACCGAACAAGCUGAAGAAGAAGGAAGGUGGCGGUUUCAGGAAGCUAUUUGGAAGGAAGAAAACGGAGACGCCUUCAGCGGUAGCUGCAACAGCACCUGCAGACGAUUCGUACUUCCAAGCAUCCGAUGCCCUCCGCAGUACCUCCCGACUUGAUGACCACCAAUCCAACGUACGUGAGCCAUCGCCGACCUACACUGAUGAUCAACCUGAGCCUGUGCAGGCACCGUCACCAAAGUAUGAGCCUAGUCCCGCUGCUUCAUCCGGUUUCGCCGAGCCUAGUCAAGCUGGCGGUCCUGUUGCUGGCGGUCCAGCAACGCAACAAGAGAUCGAUCAGGCCUUCUCACGAUUCGACCAAGGCCCUAUGGAAGACAUGCCUGCUUUCGCCCCUGCCGACGAUGAGAGCGAGGACGAUGCCGCUGCUGCCCCGACUGUGCCUCGUCGACAGCUGCAACAGACGAACCCUGGAACCCCAACCCAGCGUGCCCCAGAGUAUGCGGAUGAUAUCUCCGAGGAAUCUGUCGAGUUCACAAAGCAACAAUCGCCGUCUCAGGAUCGAUGGGCGCAAAUUAGGAAGAAUGCUGCCGAACGCGCAGCGAGGCUUAGUGAGGAACAGGUUCGACGGAGCCGAAGUCAGAGCCAGAGUCAGCGUACUGAUGAAGGCGAGACGAGUGGCGAGGAGACUAUUGAAAGCCGCGUGGCCCGCAUCAAGGCGCCGGAAGACAGUGGUAGAAUGUGCCUUGAUUCUUUUUAG